GGGCUUGGCGGGCCGGUAAUGGCGGCGGAGGGCGGUGAGGAGCCAGGCGGCGGGGGCGGCCUGGGCCUGGGCCUGGGCCUGGCCCUGGUGGAGGGUAGCGCAGGCCGCGCCGCCCGCGUCGGGGACCCCGGGGACCUGGUGGCCCUGGCCCGGCAGGUCCAGCAGGCAGAUGACUUCAUCCGAGCAAACGCCUGCAAUAAAUUGACCGUCAUUGCUGAGCAGAUCCGGUACUUGCAGGAGCAGGCUCGGAAGGUCUUGGAUGAAGCUAACAGAGAUGCUGAUCUGCACCAUGUGGCCUGCAACCUUGUGAAGAAGCCAGGAAACAUUUACUACAUGUACAGGCGGGAGAGUGGCCAGCGAUACUUCUCCAUCCUGUCUCCUAAGGAAUGGGGGACCAGUCCCCAUGAAUUUCUCGGUGCCUAUAAGCUCCAGCAUGACAUGUCCUGGACUCCGUUUGAAGACAUUGAGAGACGAGAUGCUGAAAUAAACAUCCUGGACAAGCUGCUGAGCCGGCAGGCAGCACUGCCCCCAUGUACAGAGCCCAACUUCCAGGGUCUGACCAAGUGACACAAGUGACCAUAUGGGACAUCUUGAGCAGAGUGCCUGUGUGAGGACACACAGUGCCUGCAUGCUGCCAAAGGCAGGGCAAGGAAAGAGACCAAGAAACAAAAAUGCUGAUGCUGCCAGUACUUGCUCUGUGCUUUAAUGAGACUAAUUCUGCAUUUGGUCUUACUGGAUUUUCUAGUAAUUGAGUAAUUUAUUCCUUUGACUUAUGCCAAGCUGUAGCAAGAGGCAGAUAAUAUCAGGUGGAGUCAAUUCCAAGAGAGCUUGGGGCAAAAAGCAAAAAUGCUUGGGGCAGAUGUGAUAAUGCUAUAAAAUACGUCCUACCUGUCUGGCUCUGGUGUACCUCACUGUGACUACCUGUGGCAGGUAAUGAUUUCAGGGCUGGAUUUUGCCCCUUGUUAAAAUGUACAUAUUUAGCUCUGUGGCCUGGGAAGAGCGGUCAAAACCCUGUGCAGAAGGGUCUGUUGUGACCAGAGUCUGUUGGUCUCUGUCCCAGCUGGUCCAAACACCUGAGUCUGGCCCACAAGGUGACCUGGAGCUCUUCUCUGGGAAGGGCGUCCUCAAAAGUGCCAUGCAGGCUACAAGUGCUCUUCAAAAGGUGGGUGUUUCACAGUCCUCGUGUUCCCCUUGGCUUCGAGUGGUUGCUCUGUGUUUUGAGUUUGUGUGGCAGGGUUUUUGGUAGCUUCAUGGUGCUUUAUUACUGGCUGGGCUUAAACCAUGACAACCUGUGAGGGUGAGACUGGAAUGUGCAGGGACACUGUGCCAGAGCAGUGGAGAAAAUAAAUCAGUCUUGAUCUCAGAUGUA
This is a messenger RNA of Aquila chrysaetos chrysaetos, 1369 nucleotides long. It is a transcript of the gene C6H1orf50, whose product is annotated as chromosome 6 C1orf50 homolog. The transcript has 4 exons. NCBI's taxonomy places the organism in Eukaryota, Metazoa, Chordata, Aves, Accipitriformes, Accipitridae. The record is from RefSeq and is a predicted model, not a curated record. The coding region runs from base 19 to 567 and encodes 182 amino acids.